This is a messenger RNA of Ctenopharyngodon idella (grass carp), 1566 nucleotides long. RefSeq names its product NADH:ubiquinone oxidoreductase complex assembly factor 4 (gene ndufaf4). The transcript is spliced from 3 exons. Gene Ontology annotation, cellular component: mitochondrion. The record is from RefSeq and is a predicted model, not a curated record. Gene Ontology annotation, biological process: mitochondrial respiratory chain complex I assembly. The coding region runs from base 52 to 597 and encodes 181 amino acids. Lineage: Eukaryota; Metazoa; Chordata; Actinopteri; Cypriniformes; Xenocyprididae.
UAGUAGAGUUAAACGAAGAAGAGGAAUGUCCUCUGUGUAGAGAUUUCAAACAUGGGCUCCAGAGUAACACGCCUGAUCAGAAACUUUAAUUUGGAGAAUCGCGCUCUCCGAGAAAUAAGCAAAGCAAAACCUCGAGCAGCACCACGACAUCCAACAUCAAGCAGUUUUCCACAAGAAGGAACUGAGGCAACCAGCAUUGCAGAGGAGAUUCACCAGAGGAAUGACCCACUGCUGUCGAUGCUUAAGGAUGUUUAUGUGGAGUCUAAAGAUCCAGUUCCUCAGGGGGAAACAGUCGCUGUGGUGAAGAAGGUCAAGCAGGAGACCCAGCGCAGGCUGCUAAAGUUCAGUCUACCGGGCGACCCGUAUGGUUUCUGUGAUGUCACUGAUGUUCCCAAAGGCAAACUGUCACUUGUGGAAGCUUUAACUGGACUGAACAAUCACAAACGCAUGCCUAAAAUAUGGACUCCAGAGAAGCUGGCGCAAGAGUUCUCUCUGGACCCAAAAGAUGCCAAAGCGCUGACAGAUUUCUUCUUUCCCUUUGACGUCAAAAUCAUUCCACCAAAAUCAGAGGAGACUAAGCAGAUUAAUGAUUCUUAGCACAUGUGAACACCGUUCCAUACAGACUUGAGCCAUCGCUGAAACAUGCACAAUGAAUAAUUGCCUCAAUACAACUGUUUUGACAUUUUGAUUGUAGUGUAUAUUAUUUGUUUUUGAAGGUCUAUUUAUUAAUUUGUCUUAUUUAAAGGGUUAAUUCACCCAGAAAUGAAAAUUCUGUCAUUAAUUGCUCACCCUCAUGUUGUUUUAAAUAAACAGAUUUAAUUUAGGCUUUUAUUCACAUAAACAUUGAUCAGCGAACAUAAACAAAAGCUCAACCGAACCUGCUUCACCUGCAAGAACAAAACUCAUGGAAGCUUAAAUGUGCUGCGUAACACGUAAAUGAACCUCAUUGGUUCUCGCACGCGUAAAGCAAACAUGCUUGAGCUUCCGUUUACCACAACUGAUGUGUGAGUUGAUGAAUGUUUAUAUGUGAAUAAAAGCCUAAAUUCAACCUGUUCAUCAUAUAAAGUGAUCAUGUUUCUUCAGAAAAUUUGGACUACACCUCUCAAUUCAUAUGGAUUAGUUUUAUGAUCUCUUUAUGAACUUUUUGAAGUGUCAAAGUGGUAGUCCUGUCUAUGGAGGGACAGAAAGCUCUUGGAUUUCAUCAAAAAGGUCUUCAUUUGUGUUCCAAAGAUGAACGAAAGUCUUACGGAUUUAGAACGACAUGAGGGUGAGCAAUUAAUGACAGAAUUUUCAUUUUUGGGUGAACUAACCCUUUAAGCAUGGCAUAUCCCAUUGUUUAUUUUAGUAAUGAGAUAAUUAAGAUAAAUUAAUGUAAACAUUUCUGGACUAAAAAUGAAAUCUUAUGUCAAUGAUAAUAUCAGCAUCAGAUCAAUACAUAUAUUUCUCAAUAAAUAUGAAGAGGUUGGUUCAGAAAUACUCUAUUAUGUUUGUGUGAACAUCAGCUUCAAGCGAUACAUCUGUCAGAUGUUAUAUUUAUUAUUAGACAAUAAAUCAGCUGCCCCUGCA